Molecule: messenger RNA, 1931 nt
Organism: Melozone crissalis (California towhee)
Lineage: Eukaryota; Metazoa; Chordata; Aves; Passeriformes; Passerellidae
Gene: SCG3
Product: secretogranin III
Exons: 12
Coding region: 82-1494 (470 amino acids)
Biological process (GO): protein localization to secretory granule
Cellular component (GO): secretory granule membrane
Source: RefSeq, a predicted model, not a curated record
UCCCCGAGCUUCAGCACCGCGGGCCGGACAGCGCCCUGCGGGCCGGGCGGCUCCCGGUGCGAGGCAGGCCCCGGCCGCACCAUGUUCCCCGGGCUGGCGGUCGCGCUGCAGGUGCUGGCCCUGCUGGCGAGCCGCGGGCACGGCUUCCCCAGACCCGCGGGCACAGAUAAAGCUAUACACAACAGACAAUUAAGUGUAGAAAGACCUUUGGAAGAACAGAUUGCUGAAGCUGAGGCAGACAAGAACAGGAAAAUAGCUCCCACAGAAAACAAGCCAGAGUUCAGGAAUUAUUCCUUUGUUGAUGACCUGAACCUGCUCAAAUCAGUAGCAGAAAGAGAAAGGAAUGAGAAGGAGAGGGAGUCAAUUAGGAGCUCUUUGUAUGAACAGCAAGUGGCCCUUGAUGAUGCAGACUCCACCAAGAACCGCAGGCUUGUGGAUGACUUUGACUCCACUAAAAGCGGGCUGGAUUAUAAAUUCCAAGAUGACCCAGAUGGCCUCCAUCAAUUAGAUGGCACUCCUUUAACUGCUGAAGACAUUGUUCAAAAAAUUGCUGCAAGAAUUUAUGAGGAAAAUGACAGAGGAGUGUUUGACAAGAUUGUUUCAAAGCUUCUAAAUCUGGGGCUAAUCACAGAGAGUCAGGCCUAUACCCUGGAAGAUGAAGUGGCAGAGGUUUUACAACAGCUGAUUGCAAAUGAAGCAAAGGAUCGUGAGAAGGAAUCUGAAGAUUUUGAUUACCCUGCUAGCAGAGCAGAUAUUGAUACAAAAGAAAAGCAACAGGAAAGAAUGACACCAAGCAAAUCUGAUCAGGAUAGUUUCAUUAAUGGAGAUGUUGAUGAUACACUGGAUAACACGUGGUCAUCAUCUAAUGUGUUGGAAAGAAGAAAUGAGCUGCCUUCUGAAGAUAAUUUUGAAGACCUCCAAUAUUUUCCAAAUUUUUAUGCACUAUUAAAAAGUCUUAACUCAGAGUCAGAGACAAAAGAGAAAGAGACCUUGAUAACUAUCAUGAAAACCCUGAUUGAUUUUGUGAAGAUGAUGGUAAAAUAUGGAACAAUCACACCAGAAGAAGGAGUUUCCUAUCUUGAAAACUUAGAUACAAUGAUAGCUGAGCAGACAAAGAAGAAGCUUGAGAACCCUUCCACUAAAACCAGGACAAAACUAACAGCAGACAAGAGCAGUGAAGAAGCAGACAGUACAAAGGAAGAAGCAGCUAAAAUGGAAAAGGAAUAUGAAGUUUCAAAGGAUUCUACAAAAAAUGAAGGACAAAAUGCAGCGGGAAACAGUGAAGAAUCCAGAGGGAAAUCUGAGGCAUAUUUGGAAGCAAUCAGGAAGAACAUAGAAUGGCUGAAAAAACACAAUAAACAAGGUAACAAAGAAGACUAUGAUCUUUCAAAGCUGAGAGAUUUCAUUGAUCAGCAAGCUGAUGCUUAUGUGGACAAGGGCAUCCUGGACAAGGAGGAGGCUGAUGUAAUUAAACGCAUCUAUGGCAGCCUGUAAACGUCAGUGACUGCCAAACCUGUAGGAAUCUAGUCUAGUUCCCCCACUCCUGGCUCAAUGACUUAUGAUCUGUUAAUUUGAGGAUAUCAUUAGAAAUGCUCUGUUUACAUUGUACUGACAACUCUAGACAGAAAUGAAGAGCUGUAGUGCUCCAUUCACUUUCUGCAUACUGUAUUUUCCUACAUUCACAAAUCAACCCUAAACACCAAAUUCUGACACUGAAUUUCUAUUUGAUAAGGUAAAUAUUUCUGUAAUGGUCUCUUUGAUUUAUUGUUUGUGGUUUACUUUUGUAGCUAAACCAAUCAUUUCUGAUGGAAAUUUCUUUUAAUGCUGCAUUUUUUUGCUUUCACUCAACGAGCUUUCUAUAGAUGUAACUAUGUAAAGGGGCAUUAUUAGAAAAUAGUCCAUAGUUCUCUAAAUAAAGUAUUUGAAAAUAA